Patella vulgata (common limpet) is the source of this 10877-nucleotide messenger RNA. RefSeq names its product serine/threonine-protein kinase MARK2. The record is from RefSeq and is a predicted model, not a curated record. Gene Ontology annotation, molecular function: protein serine/threonine kinase activity; tau-protein kinase activity; ATP binding. Gene Ontology annotation, cellular component: cytoplasm. The coding region runs from base 410 to 2836 and encodes 808 amino acids. Lineage: Eukaryota; Metazoa; Mollusca; Gastropoda; Patellidae. The transcript has 18 exons. Gene Ontology annotation, biological process: microtubule cytoskeleton organization; protein phosphorylation; intracellular signal transduction.
CUUGUCGGUGAAGAAUAGUCAGCCAUUUUAUAGAAAAAUGUGAAUGGAUUUGAUAUGAAAAUUGUGAUUAUUAUGCCCAAUAGGGAUUUUCUAUUGUCCAAAUGAUAACGGAUAAUUCAGUAUUGGUGGCAGUGCUGCUACUGUAGCGGAAACCAUAUUUUUUCAUAGUAUAUAAACACUCCAAAAUCAGAAGCAAAGCUACAAUUUAUAUUAAUAAGAUCAACCUUAGCGACCUUUCGAGGGGACUAAAACAUCGAAUUUGUGGAUGAAAGGAGGUUGAUUUCUGUCGGAAUUUCUUCAUGUGCACUCAAGGAAUUAUAUGCGCUAUUAUAUUUGACACGUAAACAAACAAAAACACCAUAAUACGACUCGUAAAUAGUGUAUUCCUUGAUUCGAUUAUAUAUUCAAAAUGUCUGCCAAUUCAAGAGGAUUGCAGACCGUUCACGAAUCCGUUACUGUUGAUCCGAGGCCAACGGAUGAUAACGGUAACCCAAGGAUCACUACAACAAGAGGCAGAACCGAUGAACCUCACAUUGGAAAAUACCGACUUGUCAAAACCAUCGGUAAAGGCAAUUUUGCCAAAGUCAAAUUAGCCAAGCAUGUACCUACAGGCCGAGAGGUAGCUAUUAAAAUCAUAGAUAAAACACAAUUAAAUCCUUCAAGUCUCCAAAAACUUUUUCGUGAAGUUAGAAUAAUGAAGAUGUUAGAUCAUCCUAAUAUAGUUAAAUUAUUUGAAGUUAUUGAAACAGAAAAGACGUUAUAUCUGGUAAUGGAAUAUGCGAGUGGAGGUGAAGUCUUCGAUUAUUUAGUUGCUCAUGGAAGAAUGAAGGAAAAAGAAGCCAGAGCUAAAUUUAGACAGAUUGUUUCAUCAGUUCAGUACUGCCAUCAAAAACACAUAGUUCACAGAGAUUUAAAGGCUGAAAAUUUAUUAUUAGACGGUGAUAUGAAUAUCAAAAUAGCUGAUUUUGGUUUUAGUAAUGAAUUUGUACCCGGCAACAAAUUAGAUACAUUUUGUGGUAGUCCUCCUUAUGCUGCUCCAGAACUUUUUCAAGGUAAAAAAUAUGAUGGUCCUGAAGUAGAUGUUUGGAGUUUAGGAGUAAUUUUAUAUACACUGGUCAGUGGGUCCUUACCGUUCGACGGACAAAAUUUAAAAGAGUUACGAGAAAAGGUGUUACGGGGGAAAUAUAGAAUACCUUUUUAUAUGUCUACAGACUGUGAAAAUUUAUUAAAGAAAUUCUUAAUAUUAAAUCCAUUAAAAAGGGCAAGUUUAGAGACUAUAAUGCGUGACAAGUGGAUGAAUGUAGGUUAUGAUGAUGAUGAACUUAAACCUCAUAUAGAACCCCAACCCGAUUAUAACGAUCCUGUACGAAUAGAGAUUAUGGUGAAUAUGGGAUACAAUCGUAGAGAUAUAGAAGAGUCAUUAAAACUACAAAAAUAUGAUGAUAUACAAGCAACCUAUUUAUUAUUAGGACGAAGAACAACAGAUUUAGAGGGAAGUAACUCAGGAAGCAAUUUGUCUUUGCGACAUUUACCUCUGACCCCAAGUCGUCCGCACAGCGAAAAUAACGCAAACCAGUCUCCUAACAAAGUCACGCGCAGCCAGUCAGCAACAAGCAGUUCUUCGGGGAGGUCACAGCGGCGGUCGAGUCACGGUGGGGAGUUCAAUACUAAUAUUAAACGUUCUGGUGGUCAACAAGGUACGCAAGCACACCCUCCAGGAAGCAGACGACAGCAUACGGUAGACGGCACGUCAACAAAAGAAAGUGCGCUAACAGCAAGAAUGAAAACGCCAUCUGGUGGUUUGGUCGAUUCACCUAAGGUUGGUAAAAAGCUUACUGCCCCAAGUCCAGCCAGGGCUACAAUGCCAAGAAAAACAGGUAGUGGUCAUUCGACGUCGACAUCGUCCACGCCAAAAAAUAAUAGUGUGAUAACGCAUGGUCAAGGCCAUAAUACAAGCAUUCCUCGUCGUAGUACCUUCAGUCCAGGAGAUAACCGCAACCAGACACCUACGGAUAAAUCGCGACCGACUAACGGUCAAGACAUUAAAAAUCAUCUUCCAAAUUCCUCAAGUGCAACGUCAGAAACGGCCCCAUCAGCCAGGCCGAAAGGUCCUGGACACGUCAAGUCUGCAAGUAUUUCUCAAACUGCUAGGUAUGGGGAGUUACCUGCCCUUUCUACAGACGAAUCUUCUUAUAGACCGACGACGGCACCUGGUAAAACAGUGGUUGCUCCUAAACCGAACUUAUCACGAGGAACACGGGAAAGAAAUACAUUCCACGGGAAAGAACGUCAGCAGAGGAUAAAUAGUCCUUAUAAUGGUCCUGGAGCAGUACCAACACACUCGCAAGACACGUCAGCAAUGGGCCCAGGAGGACGGCCAUCUUUCUUCAAUAGAAUAACUUCGAAAUUUAGUAGAAGUAAUAGUAGGAAUGCAUGUGAAACCGUAGCUGCUUCCCCAAAUAGUGCAUGUCAGAAUCGCUUUGAUCAUCAUUUUGUCAGGUCUGUGAAUGAAACUAAGGAUGGUGAAGCUGUGAAGCCGAGAGCUCUACGAUUCACCUGGAGUAUGAAAACGACAAGUUCUAUGGACCCUCACGACAUGAUGAAAGAAAUACGGAAAGUUCUUGAUGCAAAUAACUGUGAUUAUGAGCAACGGGAGAAAUUUCUCUUACUCUGUGUGCACGGUGAUCCAAAUACAGACAGUCUAGUGCAAUGGGAGAUGGAAGUGUGCAAACUACCGAGACUUUCUCUAAAUGGAGUUCGUUUUAAACGCAUUUCCGGUACUUCAAUAGGCUUUAAGAACAUUGCAUCUAAAAUAGCUAAUGAACUGAAACUCUAAUGUUUAGCCCAGAAUUAUCUGAAUGUUGUCUGUCUGUGUGAAAUGAUGCAAGAGAUUCAUUCAAGUGGAAAAAACGUUUUUUGUUGAAAUUCCACUUACAUUGUAUCCUAUCGGACAUUUUCAAAUUAAAAACAUCGUGUUAUAUAUAUAUAUAUAUAUAAAUAUAUAAAUAUUAUAUCCUAUUAAUCUGUAUUAUAAUAGGAUUAAAAGAAAAACUAGGUUUUAAUUUUUUGUACCUGUACAUUUUGUAAUAUAUAUUGUAUAAAGUAAUAAGCAAAUGAGAGGACACCCUUUUUUUUUAGCCCCCAUAUUGUAUCUAGUUUUAUUGUAAAAUAACGUAUAUAUAUCUAUAUAUAUAUAUAAAGUCGUCUUGUAAUAUUUUUGAGGGCGAGUUAAAAAUUGAGUGUCCGAAGCUAGGAGAUCUACACAUAAAACUUGUUCUCUACCUUGCACCGUUAUUUAAUUGAUGUCCCUUUUAAAGAAAAAAAAAACCUGUGCAACUGCUGUUUGUCUAGAGAUGUGGAUAUUCAGCAAUAAAAUACAUCUAUUAGUCUUUUGUCGUUUAACUAAUUAUUAUGGUUAUUGUUCCAGAUACAUUUGUUAUUUUCAGCAAGAAAAAUUUAUAGACUAUUCUUCAAUAGAUAUUUUCUUUAAAUUAAUAUUACCACAGUGUUUAAGUAGAAAUUAUGUUUAAUAUUGUAUGAAAGAUGGUUGAUUGUUAGCAUCCAUUGUAUUUCUCUUAGACUCUUGUCAUUCUGGCCGUAUGCUCUUCACCUCUUGGGGAAACUGAAAGACAAAUACAGGGCCAUUCAAGCUUCUAAACUAUUUAUUUCCUUUAUGAAAAUAAGAAAUCGUAACGACCAAGAAAUGGGAAAUUAUAGAAUUAAAUCGCCAUAUUAUAAAACCACAAUAAAUUCUGGGUUAUUGUCUGGUAGGCCGAACGCUCUUUCGUUUCUUUGCAACUACUUAAAAAUUUGUAGAUUGUCAAAAAGCUUCCCUUGAAGUAUCGCGGAAUAUAAAAAAUAUUGGGUAAACUAUAUUUUCCCCCAGAAUCAUGUUCAUUUUAUUCCCAGAGAGGGGGACUAGCCGCAAUGGCUCAGGGAGUAAAACGUUGGCUUGCUAACCUGGAGGUCUCGGGCUCGCUCCCAGUAUUGACUGAGGAAGUUCAUCAGGAUUUCCCCUUGUCAGAAGUGCAGAAUGGAGGGCCUGGCAAGGGACAUUAUUUGGAUGGGACGAAAAACCGAGGCGUAGUGUACACAUUGAUAACCAUGUUAAAGAACCCUUGACAGUUGGAAUUUGAUAUAAGAGUAGGCUGUAGUGCCGCUGCAAAUUUUCCCUCAUAGUACACCAUAUCUCAUAGACCUACCUUCAUUAGCCCAGUCGGAGUAGGACAUUUAACCCCAUUUCAUUUCCCAGAGGAAAGAGCGUACAGACAGAAUGGAAGAGUUUCCCAGAAUGCAUCUAUUGUAGUGAAUGUUGUACAGUUUUAUUGAUAACUUACAUACCAAACCCCUAUACCCUAAUGCCUUUAAAGACUGGAUAUUCUUUAUAAAUACUGUAUUCUCAAGUCUUUUUGUAUGUCAAAUUCUUUCUCCUGUCGCUCUCUAUUUACUCGAAAUGUACUUUUUUGGUCAGAAAAUAUUGAUUAACUCUUAACAAUUGCCACAAGCCUUAUGCACGUAAUUUGGUCACAUUUUCAAUUAGAAUACAUUUGCGUAUGUAUGGUUGUUUCUGAAAAAAAAAAGAAUCUCCUCGUAUAUUCCUAUUGAUAAUGGUAGAGGUAGGAGUUUUCAAUAUUUUCUUAAGGCCUAACGUAACACACCUUGAUUUAUUUAUCUGUGACACUCUGUCUACUGAUUUAUCGGCACCGAAGUUUCGAUUGGCCAUUGUAUGUCGUAUACAAGAAUUCCCUACCCUGUUAAGGUUGCAAUGAUGUUUAUUAAAAAUCACCCACAUAAUGAGUCGUUUAUACAAAGCAAUUAGAGUGGCAUCCAUCAAACCAUCUCCACAAUCAAAGCGUGUAUUUCUAAAUAUAUCUAUGCCACCGAGGCGGUUUGCUGAUGAGGGAAUGAUCUGCCAGCAGCAGAAGUGCAACAGAUGAUAGGUCGAGAGCAGUCCUAUCACAGACCAUUGCUUAUUAGUCGGGUAAAGAAGAUGGCUUACAAAUAACUCUAGGUGUGUAUAGACAGGCCCAUUUCUCUCCAAAAAUCUCAUUUAUACACAAAAAGUACUAACUAUUAAUGAGGAGAUGUUGAUAUUUCAUUUGGAACAAAAGCUCAAAAGAUAGAAGAAAAAAAAAACCUUGUAAGGAAACUAUUUUGUAAAGUAUUUAUUUUCUAAUUGUUUAGAUAUCUAUAUAUGGUAAUUGUAUGAUGAUAACUUAUUUUAUAAUUUUGACUCUGAUGCUGUAAGAUGUUGGUGGAUGAAUAAUGUAUGAUGAUAAACUCAUUUUGGACUCUCAUGUUGAUAGAUGUUCGUAGAUUAAAUAUGUAUUAGUUCAUAUGACUAGAUUAUAAAGUCAUCCUUAGUAGCAUAUGGUUUACCUGUAGAUCACUUAUACGUUAUUUUCUUUUCAAACCUCAAAAGUAGGGUGGAUCUGGUCCGGAUUUCAAUCCUGGUGUUAGCUGAGCAGGUUCCUCAGGACUGUGCAGGACGGAGGACAUGGCAAAGAUCAGCAUAUAGUCGUAAGGAUGGGAUGAAAAACUGUAUCCUAUAAACCCCACGUUUCUUGAAUACAGAGUGCAAAUACUCCAUUUCCUAAAUUAAUUGUCAACCAAAAUCGCGUUCGUUUACAGAAAGCAAUGCUAUGGAGAGAGUUGCAUGUUUUACUGCAUAAAUUUUUAGAACUUCCAAAUUAAAAAUGCAAAUUUUACUUUUAAUAUGGUUGUAGGCCGUUGAAUGAUGAAUUCUUAUUACAGUAUACCCAACGACAUAAAUUAAUAAAUAACGUAAAUGUGAAAUACUUGUAUAUUACCCAGAAUGGCAAUGUAUAUGUAUCUAACCAUUACUGUUUUACAUCAUGAUGUCAGUUUUAAUUUCUGUCUUAAAUCUUUAGAAUUAUAAACUGAUUUUAAUCACAAAACUUACUAGGUACAAUAUUAUUCUGUUAACACUAAGAGUUUCUUUGUACGUGGUUAAUCAUCAUUAUCCCGGUUGGUGAGAUGUUAAACCCCAUUUCAUUUGUACCUGGUUAAGUGAUUUUAGUCAUUGUGGAUACACCACUUAGCCAUUAGAAUUUCUAUAUGAUGAACUCCUGUCGAAAAUGCUAUUAUCUCCAUUUCAGAUUUUUCCACAAAAGGAAAUACAAAAGAAUGUCAAUAUUUUUAAAACAAACUUUUCUUGACAACUCAUUUUCAUCUAUCUGAGAUAUAUGCAAAGAAUAAUUAAAUAUGUUUUUUUGAAAAUAUCGACAAUCUGAAUCGCACUAACUGUGUUUUAAAAAAGAGCUGUUAAUAUUAUUGUUUUGUUUUGAUAAAUCAGUGUAAAUGUUAACAUCAGUGAAAGAGCUGGGCCCUGUUUCUCGAAAUCUCAACUAAAGAUAAAAUCCAAAUUUUAGUAGAUACUUCAAUUUUGAUUGGCUAAGCACCAAAAUCAAUCUAAUAUUAUCCAAUCAAAUUACUAAAAUUUGGAUUUUAUCUUAGUUAAAAUUUCGUGAAAUAGGACCCUGGUUUUUCAGCUUGUCAGUUUAUUACCACAUUUGUAUUAUUAGUAAGUUACUAACUGUUUAUGGUCAGUUCAAUGCAAUAUUUAAAUGGCAAGAACAAAUUUGUGAUUGUGGGUUUGUAGCUAUAUUGGGGUACAAAUAAAUUUAUAACUACAGGAUCUCGUAAUUUUAUGAUUAAAGGUAUUUGAAAUAGAUUAAAAUGGCAGUUUUAGUAAUAUUGUGGAAUUAUUAAAACAUAUUUUCUGAAGAAAGAUCAAAUGAUAUGUUGACUUGUGAAAAAACCUGAAAUGGCAUUUAAUAUUAAGACAAACUAGGUCCUUCUGGGACUAAUUUUAAUUAGCAUUUGCAUUCAGAUCUUUAGCAAUUGGAGAAAACCUACAAGGUUCUAUCUUGCAAUUAAGUUCACUGCUGGCAUAGAGACCAUUGAUCUGUAGCGUUAAACAAUAUGAAAAGUUGAAUAUUUUCUGAAACAUGAAAUUUAUGAACUGAUUUCAAGCCUUAAAAAAGUUAUUAAAAAUUAAAUUUUAUUUUGUGGCUAAAUAAAAUUUGGGUGUGACAUUAAAUAGCAUCAAUUAGAAAUAUGUUUGGCUUCUAAGUCUGAAAAGUUAUGUUCAGUUAAUGAUUUGUUAGCCCCUACUCUGUGAUAUUCAUAUGUGACAUUGAUUCCAGUUGUAUUUCUGAUAUCAGAUUAUUUCUUCAGUGAAAAUGUCAUUUAAAGAGAUACUGAGCCAUUCUCAGAAAUCAAUUGUCCAUUGCUAAUAUGUAGACUGUGGGAGUUUGAUAGUGAAAAUUUUGUUUAUGUACAGAAGAAAAUGUAAUUUGGCUUCCAGUUGAUAAAAUGAAGUGUAAGCACUAAUACUUGUAUCAAUUUGGAUACAGUCAAGUAUCACCGAUGGCCCAAUUCACAAAAACUUAAUCUCAAAUAUUUUAAGGAUGCAAACAUUUCAUUGGUUGAAAGUUAAAAUCCUUGUACAAAUUUCAGUUCUUAGCUAUUGAGUGGUCGGAAUCCGUAAAAUAUUUUAGUUUAAGUGAUUGUGAUUGUGAAUAGGACACCGGAUACCUAGAGUCAACUGUUAGCAAGAAAUAAUGGAUUACUGAAACAAUAACCUACAAUGUAUAUUUAUUUCAUGUUAGCCUCCUGUAUCUUAAUUCACAGUGUUUCGUUUCUUUAUUCAUGUUAGUAUUAUAUAACAUCAUUUACCUGGCAUCCAUCUUGUUCUUCACCUUUGUCCAUUACUAAAUUAGCUACCCUUGGGGAUGGAUUGGGGUAGUAAUUGAUUGACUGUCGACCCGAAGUACUACUACCGGUACUAGGGUUCUUGCUAGUCUUUCAAUGAAACCCUUCUUUUUUUUUCUUUCAAAAAUUAAGUGAAUUUAUGAAUUAAUUUUUGAAUGUUUGAGCAUAAAUUUAACUGUAUUUAUUUUUUUCAUAAGUAUCUAAUUUUAUGGAAAGUAAAUUUACAAAUUCCUAACCAGUCUUAGACAAGCAAAUGUUAUGUUACAGUUAUAACUCAAUCCUUACCAAGGGCAGGUAGCAUUAGCAAUGUACAACAAGGUAAGGUCAAAGAUGCCUUGUAGUUUAUCUAACUUUUAGUUAUCAACAAUGAAAGAGUCUUACAAACAUCCUAUUCUUUUUAUGGAGGCAAGUUUAGUCUGAAUGAUGUUAACACUAUUAUAUAUAUUUAGUCUACUCUGUGUACUAUUAUCAACAUCAGAUCCAUUCAUUCAUUUCAAAUUAUCUAUAAUCAUCUGAGGUUUACUUAUAACUUUUAGGGUAUAUUCAAUCUGUUUCUUUAUCUUUGUAUUAUUUGGUAUCAUCUUUUUCCAAAGUAAAAAAUCUUUCUGCUAAAUUUUCUAUUGAGAAGAAAUAUUUAAAGAGAAAUUUAAAGAAUAAAAUUUUAACUUUUCCAUCAAGAAGAAAUUUGAGUUUCAGCCAAAUGUGUGUUUUUUGGGGUUUUUUUAAAUACCAUUUUGGUUAUUGUUUUGCUUGCUUCUGUGUUUUUAUUUGUCCUUACUUGCAGCUCUAUUCCAAUCGCACUUGAUUGAGGUGUGUACAUUUUGUCCCUCACCUUGCCUCCCUAAAUAGAGUUGGUGCUAAGCAUGAAUGGUCCUGUCUGUGAAAAGAUCAAAUAUGGGGCUGGAAGGUGAAAUAAUUGACCAGGUGAAAAAUUAUUGGUUGAAAAUCAUUUCAGAAACAUUUAUUACUUUGAGCAUCAUGGUAGAAAACAUACACAUUUGAAUCAUUUGAAACUUGCCGAUUUUCAGGGCCGCAUAUAUAAAAAUAUAUAUAUAUACCUUUCAUGUAGAUGUACAUAUUCAUGAUGAAUCAAAAAUUCAUGUCUGAAUGCCUGCUGCCAUGAGCUUGGUGCUGCUGUGGUUUCAUUUAUUUCAGUUUGAUGAAUGAAUAAUGAGAUAUGCGUUGAAUAUAUAGCUGUAGCCAUGUUAGCGUAUAGUAUAUAUGUAGGUGUUUAUAAUGAUUUUACUACUGUUAAUGUAUCUGUGAUUAUGAAAACAACAGCAGUAUAAGACCUAGUCAAAGUGUAAUAUCUUAAGUUUUUAUAUGUAUGCCAUAAAAGGUCUGAUUUCUUAUCAAUGGAUUAACAAUAAUCUCCAUCCUGCCUUAUUUACGAAAACUUGCAACGAAAAUAUUUUAAUAAUGCAACAUUUGUGAGCAAAUCAGUCAUUAUUUAAAUAUUUUAGUUUUAAUUUUCUGUGAUAAAAGGUCCCUUUCACAAAACACACAGAUGACUUGCGUAGGGUUAAAUCUCACACUUUCUUUUGAACACAAGUGUGCAUAACAUUUUGUGUGUUUGGUAAAAUGGACCCCUGGUCGUUGGGGUAAAAUACAGCAGUCAUCAUUGUAUAAAUCGUUAACUGUAAUUGCAGUAUUUUAGCCCCAGGUUGUCAGUCUGUUGUUAGGAAAUUGACUUUUAUUAAGAUACAUGUUGAUAAUGUACAGUUCAAGUGUCAUUAUAUGUAAGCAUCUUUUGUUUAAUUUAAGCCUUUCAUACACAUCUUUCAUAAUCGUAUAGUUUAUCCCCGCCACAUCAUACAAAGCAAUGAGGCUUGGAUAUGUAAUAAAAUAUCCAUCUUUAGAUAGAAUCUAACAUUAAUUAUAAGAUGUAGAAGUAUCUUUCAAAUGCAUCUUGGCUGUUACUUUGUCCUCCUACUAUCCUUAGUUACCUUAGGUAAACGGGUCUAUAAGUAUAAGUGUCACUGUACUGGGAAAUCAAGACUCUUGUACUACUACACGGAGCAAUAGACCUGUAUAUAGACCCAUGUUUUUUUUUAUACAAGUCUAUAUUACUGGGAGGUCAAGUUUUGGGUACUUCAUUUCAGAUCAAGACAUUUAUUUUAUAAAAGACCCAUGUUUUCUUAAGAGUAGCUAACCUUAGUAAUGGACAGAGAGUGGUAAAUUCAAGGUGCUUUCUUUGUUGAUUGUAAAUUGCUUUUCUUUCUUUUCUUGUCUUUUAUUUAUCAUAUUUCCUUAUUCUUUGUACAUGUAUUUAUUUAAACUGCAAUAAUAUGAAUUUAUUUUAUCUACAUAUCAUUAAAACAAUCAUGGUUGAAACUUGAUAGCACAGUCUUGGUGGUCUCUAUCGGGCCUGGUCUCAUAGUAAAUAUGUAGUUCCCCCGACCCUUGUCUGGUUAGCUUAUUAUUAUAGAAAAUACUUUAUAUUUUAGGGGAUGCUGGAAGUCCUCGAUAGUGGGAUAAAUAGUGUUAUUUAUGAGGAUUAUACACUUACGGUAUUAUAAUUAUCACCUUGAUCAGUCAUACCACCAAUAGCCGUAAAUAUUUGGUCAUUUUGACUUAAAGGGCUAUAAAAUGGUCGAAAUCAAAAUGACAUCUCCGUCGCAGAUACCAUAUAGCCAAUCAAUAAUUCACAUUUUAAAAUAAAAUUAUCUUGUCUCAAUUUUUUUUGUUUUAUUGAAAAAUAUAGUAAUAUUAUUCUUAUUUGUGAAUGAUAGCAUAGAAUGUUUUUGUAUAGGGCAGGGGAGAUUACUCUUACUAUAGUAAAAUGUAUUGUUAUGUUUUCAUAUACAGUGGUUGUAAAAAUAUUUCUGACCUUCAUUCUCCAGUAGAAAUAUGGGCUACAUUUGAGAAUCUCUCCACCAUAUAUAUUGCCCACAUGACUCAUCUGAAGAUAUUGGCAUCUGGGUGAUAGAAAUUUGGUGGUCUGAUUCCGAAAUAGCCUUUGUUCAUUAUAUGUGAUAUCAACUAGGCCUCCUCUCAGUGUAAGUAAAGAUAUAAGUAUUGUUCAAUCCCCUCCUCCAGAAGAAAAAUAAAAUACCAGCAUGGUUUCUGACAUGAGUAAAUUUUAGUAUAAAAAAGUAUAGCAAUGAACAAUUGACUGAUUAAAAUGUAUAAAUUACCUA